AGUCGUUAUAGGAAAGGUAAGAACAACCACGAUUUUGCAACAUACCUCAAAAUCUCAGAUCGUUCUCAUCAGAUUCAGAUCCCACAUCACUCGCUAUUCUUGUCAUCGCGAUGGCGUCAGCCCUAUUUUCCGGCCUCAGAUACUCCGACAGCCUCACCGUCGUCGGAAUUUCCUUCUGCACCGCCGUCGUCUGCGAGGCCAUCUCAUGGCUGCUCAUCUACCGCACCGCUUCCUACAAAUCCCUCAAAUCCACCAUCGACAAAGCCUCCAAAAAGCUCGAGAUCAUGAAGACGACGGACGUCAACUCCGCCUCCGCGAACCUCCUCAAAAAGACUUCUAAAACCAAGAAAAUCGACCGCGUCGAGACCUCUCUGAAGGAAUCCAGCCGCGAUCUGUCCAUGUUCAAGUUCAAAUCGGGCGGCGUCGUUGCCCUAGUUUUGUUCAUGGUCUUCGGAUUGCUCAAUAGUUUGUUUGAGGGGAAACCGGUCGCCAAAAUUCCGUUUGUUCCGAUCAAAUUAGUGCAGAAGAUGAGCCACAGGGGAUUGGCGGGUGAUGAUAUGACGGAUUGUUCCAUGGCGUUUUUGUACUUGCUGUGUUCGAUCAGCAUUAGGACCAAUUUGCAGAAGUUUUUGGGAUUCUCCCCACCGCGUGGAGCUGCUGGCGCCGGCUUGUUCCCAAUGCCAGAUCCCAAGUCCAGCUGAGGAAUCAGAAUUUGAUCCAGGACAGUCAUCAUCCUGAUUUGACGAAGCUUGCUGUAAGACGCCCCUUCUAAGCUAUGUAUCACAAUUUUUCUGUUCUCUUCUGGUCGCUGCUAAGUAGAUUUUGUUGCCCUACAAGUCGAUGAUCAAUUGUAAAAAUUGGGUAGUUUGGGCGAUGACCUAAUUAUAAGAUGAUGUGAUUUGUCCUACUGUUGUCUACCUAUGCAAGAUCUCACUAGCUGUUGCUGUAAUUUGAUCGAGUA
Messenger RNA from Salvia splendens (bonfire salvia), 961 nucleotides. Its product is annotated as calcium load-activated calcium channel. Bases 111 to 701 code for a protein of 196 amino acids. Gene Ontology annotation, biological process: endoplasmic reticulum calcium ion homeostasis. The transcript has 2 exons. Gene Ontology annotation, molecular function: calcium channel activity. NCBI's taxonomy places the organism in Eukaryota, Viridiplantae, Streptophyta, Magnoliopsida, Lamiales, Lamiaceae. The record is from RefSeq and is a predicted model, not a curated record. Gene Ontology annotation, cellular component: endoplasmic reticulum membrane; cytoplasm.